CCUCCUCCUUCCCUAGCGCUCCUGUGCUGCAUGCAGUGCGUAUCUUGCUUCCGUGAGCCUAAGAUGGCAGGCAGGAUUAGCCGUGCCUGUGCUGGGCGUGCAUGCUGUGUAUAGAAUUCAUUACAUGUUUCAGAUGUGAGUAUGUAAAUGCUCUCUGUGCCGUGUCAUCUGGUCGCGAGGACUUGCUUUUGCCUCAUUACAGCCUGGGAGAUUUCAGCAUCACCUUUCCGUUCCGAUUCAUUUGCUUCUGGAUGUUUGCUUUUCGUCACAUUCAAAAUAGGCUUUUACUUUUUUUUUUUUUUUAAACAAAGCAACCAAAAAAGCCCUCAAAACAAAACAUCAACAACGAAAAACUCUGCUCCCAGAUGGUUGUCUUCCAUUCUUCUUGCAUUUGCUAGCUUUUAAAUAAUGUAUGUUGUAUUGUUAAUUAAUGUGAAUAUCAAAUUGAACCCUGGAAACUUACAUAUUUAUUAUGCAGGUAGGAGGCAAGGUGGAAUCUAUUUUUAACGCUCAUACGCUCUGUGGCGUGCAGACGACUUAGGCUCUCAAAAUGGUAUUUUCAGUACUGGUGUCAGUGGGUUGAUUUUCAGAGCAUGUGAUAGUGGUCUUUGCAGUGGUCAGCUCCGGGCUUUGAACUCUCAGAGGAGGCAGGGGGGAAAACUCAACACCCCACCUCCUUGAGUGCAGCCUCGGAGAAACCGUGGAUGAGAAAUUUCUUUCUAUCCGGUGCUGUUUUCCUGGUGAUAAAUUCAGUUCUCGUGAUCACAGCACAUCCAAGCUGUUCUGCGUAUGAUGAUGAUGAUUUUAUUUAUUUAUUUUGGGUGACAAUUGCAUCUAAAACUUGUGAGCAACAAGACGGAAAAAUCAGUUGGUCUCCGUCGCAUUCCUUAAAGAUGGCUGAGUGUCUUCCCGUGCCAGCACUGCAUCAAGUGAUGCAUACAGGUCUUGAAGUGGGGGAGAUGGAGGACGCAGAACCAAGGAUUCCCAAGUGAUUUCUUCUGAAGCAGGGGAAACUGACUGGGCUGUUCUGACUGAGAUGACAGUCAUGUCCCUCUCCAGGGACCUCAAGGACGACUUUCACAGUGACACAGUGCUCUCCAUCUUAAACGAGCAGCGCAUUCGGGGCAUUUUAUGCGAUGUCACCAUCAUUGUGGAAGACACCAAGUUUAAAGCCCACAGCAACGUCCUGGCUGCGUCCAGCCUCUAUUUUAAAAAUAUUUUCUGGGGCCAUACCAUCUGCAUUUCCAGCCACGUCCUGGAGCUGGAUGAUCUCAAGGCCGAAGUGUUUACUGAAAUACUUAAUUACAUCUACAGCUCCACCGUCGUCGUCAAGAGACAGGAGACCGUCACGGAUCUUGCAGCUGCAGGGAAACGGCUGGGAAUCUCCUUCUUGGAAGAUCUUAGCAAUCGCAACUUCGGGAAUUCGCCGGGCCCCUACGUCUUCUGCAUUACCGAGAAGGGCGUGGUCAAAGAAGAGAAAAAUGAGAAGCGGCUCGAAGAGCCAGCCGUCACCAACGGGCCCAGGAUCACAAAUGCAUUCUCCAUCGUGGAAACGGAAAAUAGCAACAGCAUGUUUUCUCCCCUGGACUUGAGGGCCAGUUUCAAAAAGGUCUCGGACUCCAUGCGCGCAGGGGCGCUGGGCCUGGAGCGGCCGGCCGGCUGCCGGGAGGCGGAGCCCGUGCGCACGCUGGCCGAGCACUCCUACGCCGUGCCCUCGGCCGCCGAGGCCUAUCGCAGCCAGCCCGCCGGCCCCGCGGCGGCGGCGGCGAGGGAGCGCGAGAGCCGCUCGCCAGGCCCCCGGGGCAAAGACGACGGCAGCCAAGGCCCGGCCGCCAAGCCGAAACCCAGCCGGAAGCCCAAGCCGCUGGCCGCAGCCCAGGAUACUGACCCAGCCGCCGAAAAUGGAACCCCCACUCCAGGCAGCAGCUUGGAGGCGAGUGGAGAAAGCAGCCCCCGGCCGGCUGCGGUUCUUCCUAAUUCACAAGCCCCCAACCACGAAGGAGAUGCCCUCUGCCCCAGGGACAAUGACCACAGACCCUCGGAGAUUCCUGGGCCGCUGCGAGCUGAGGUCCCCCCUCUGGUUUACAACUGUAGCAGCUGCUCCAAAUCCUUUGACAGCAGCGCCCUGCUCGGUGCACACAUGCAGCUGCACAAGCCGACGCAGGAGCCGUUGGCAUGCGGGCACUGCAACAAGCAAUUCACCACCCUCAAUCGGCUGGGCCGGCACGAGCAGAUCUGCAUGCGGGCCGUCCCCGGGGGGAACCCACCCUUCUUAGAAAACUACCCCACCAUUGGGCAAAACGGAGCCUCGUUCACAGGCCCAGACACAGUGCUGUCUGAAAACAGGCUCGGCGAAUUUUCUAGUACCAGAAGUAGCUUACCAGAAAUGGACCACUUGGUUAAAGUGAUUAAUGGGCAAAUGCUCUACAGUUGCGUGGUGUGCAAACGUAGUUACGUGACUCUGUCCAGCCUCCGGAGACACGCAAACGUUCACUCCUGGAGACGAACAUACCCCUGCCAUUACUGCAACAAGGUGUUUGCGUUGGCCGAGUACAGGACAAGGCAUGAAAUUUGGCACACGGGAGAAAGACGGUACCAGUGCAUUUUCUGCCUCGAAACCUUCAUGACCUACUACAUACUCAAAAACCAUCAGAAGUCGUUUCACGCCAUAGAUCACAGGCUUUCCAUCAGCAAGAAGACAGCCAAUGGGGGCCUCAAGCCUAGCGUCUACCCCUAUAAGCUUUACCGGCUACUGCCAAUGAAAUGCAAGAGGGCGCCUUAUAAGAGUUACCGGCAUUCCUCCUUCGAAAGCACCCGCGAGAACAGCCAGAUGAGCGAGUCGGCCUCGGGCGCCUAUGUCAUCCAGAACCCACAUCCCUCCCAGCUCCCCACCCUGAGCUUCCCGGACGGGGUCAGCGCCCUGACCAGCAGCCCCGCCCGCCCGCCCGGAGCGCCCGUCUCUCAGGACACCCCCACUUCCGCCAACGGCCAGAGCGCCGAGGGCCCCAAGUGGGGAGAGGAAGCCAACCUUGGCGGUAACCUCUGUUCCACUGCAGUGCCCAUUUCCUCCACGGAAAACGCUGUCCGUUCUACCCCGCCCGCAGGGGAAGCACCCGUUUUGCCUGUGAGCAGUGAGCACGCUGCGUCUGUGAUCAGCUACGGGGGGCCCGCCCCCGCCCCCUCGGUGAUCGUGCACAGCAGCCAGUUCUCCUCGGUGAUCGUACACAGCCACGCCGCCGCCAUGCCAGCCACCGCCCCCGGCGCCCCCGCCGAGCCAGCUGCGGGCCAGGCCCCAGGAGAGACGGGCAGGCCCGAGCCCGAGAAAGGGAGUAGGGCUGCGAGUAGACCCAAAAGCCUGAAGGAGAAGAAGAAAAGCCCACUGCAUCACAAGGGAGCCGUGCCAGAGGAAUCCAAACAGGUGGCCAUCCCCGGGGGUUCCUUGAGCAAAACCACAAAUGCCGUGGAAGAAACCAGUAAAAUCGAGACGUACAUCGCCAAGCCCGCCCUGCCGGGAACCUCCACCAACAGCAACGUGGCCCCGCUCUGCCAGAUCACCGUGAAAAUCGGGAAUGAGGCCAUUGUGAAAAGACACAUCCUAGGGUCCAAGUUGUUCUAUAAAAGAGGGAGAAGACCCAAAUUGCAAACGCCGGAGGAAAGUCUGCCCCAGGACGGCGACCCCGACACCAAUGGGGACAGCCCACUGGAGCUUUGCCAGUCGGAGUGUGUGGAGAUGAGCGAAAUGUUCGACGAUGCCAGUGACCAGGAUUCCACGGACAAGCCGUGGCGCCCUUACUACAACUACAAGCCUAAAAAGAAGUCCAGACAGCUUCGGAAGAUGAGAAAAGUGAGCUGGAAGAAAGAGCAGGGGAGUAGGAGCCCAAACCAUAAAUGCGAGUACCCAGCGGAGUUGGACUGUGCCGUGGGGAAGGCCGCGGCAGACAGGGCGUUCGAGGAGGAUGACAACAAAGAGAUGCCCAGGCUGCAGUGUGAGCUCUGCGAGGAAGACCAGGGCUCCGCGGAGGGGAGCCUGGGCCGGCCCCACCGCCACCUCAUCUCCAGGCCUUACACCUGUGAGCUCUGUGCCAAGCAGUUCCAGAGCCCGUCCACGCUCAAAAUGCACAUGCGCUGCCACACGGGCGAGAAGCCUUUCCAGUGCAAGACCUGCGGGCGCUGCUUCUCUGUGCACGGGAACCUGCAGAAGCACGAGCGCAUCCACCUGGGCCUGAAGGAGUUCAUCUGCCAGUACUGCAGCAAGGCUUUCACGCUCAAUGAGACCCUCAAAAUCCACGAGCGAAUCCACACCGGCGAAAAGCGUUACCACUGCCAGUUCUGCUUACAGAGCUUCCUGUACCUCUCCACCAAAAGGAACCACGAGCAGAGGCACGUGCGGCAGCACAGCGGGAAGGGCCACGCCUGCUUCCAGUGCCCCAAAAUCUGCAAAACAGCCGCUGCCCUGGGAAUGCACCAAAAGAAACACUUAUUCCGAAGCUCAAGCCAGCAGGAGACCGUCGAAGGGGACCCCGGUCACGAAAAAGCCCAUUUCCUGGAGAAUCCCCAUUUCGUUGAUUCCGAAGACAAUGACCAAAAGGAUGCUGUACACACCGUUGUUGAAAAUGUUAUCCAUUGACUGGUGAGAGAGAAAACUUCACAAAUAAAAGUCAGUGGGUUUUUUCAAUUUCCUUAUUUUUUUUUUUUUUUAGUUUUAUUCUUCACCUAACAGUCUUGAAGGAGUGAAAUGUGUGUGUAGAUAUAUAUCUCAUUUGUAAAAAUUCCGGCAAAAAGGAUACUUUACUAUCUAUUUUGUGUUUUAGCAUUAACGUUAUGCAAAGUACACAUACACAUGCUCACUAGCUGACGCCUCCAUUGACUUUCUUGGGAAAGUCGAUGACAUUUCUAGCGGUGGUAUUUCUACCAGUGAAUAGAAGAGUUUCAUUUUAGCCUCACUUAAAGCUCUCGAUAAGCAAGUGCGAGUAGCAACUGGUUGCUGAACUGUCUUUAAUCACUGGAGAAAAUAAGGGUCAGAUGCCAUGAAAUGUCAUCGCCACAGAUACGCUGACCGAGGUCAACGAGCUGUGACAGCCCUGAUCCCCAUGCACCUUCUGCACUACUAAAAUGUGUUUCACAUGCUGCCCAUGAAAUCCGUCAUCGUCUAGCUGAAAAACACGUGAAACGCACUGAAAGUAGGAUGUCCUUACAUUCUGUAAAACUAACUUUUGUACUACACGCACCUUGUAAAAUACAAACAUAGAUCACUUUAACUGUUACCUGUCCCUCUCUGUAGAGAAUUAUAACAAUGAGCAAUAGAGCUGCAAAUCAUGAGGACUUGUGGAAAAAUCAAUAGGAAGCAUUUGGAAUACGACUGAAGCGCAUGUGUGUGCUUUUAGACGGAAUGCUGUGCUCUUGAUGUUACGGCGGAGUUGUUCUUAGAACUGGUCUACUCAAGUCACAGGAAACCUACAUCAUGCCUUACCUAGGGGAGGAAGCCUUCCCCAAAUUUCCCUGUGCCAUGUACUCCUUUGCAAUGGCCUCACCCCAGAGGAUGGAGAAGACUCCAUUCCCCCCGAAGCUCUCUUCUCUACAGUCUUCCAGUCAUCACAAGGCCAGGACAUUUGGGUGUGCUCCAGGCAGGCUUCAGAUAAACCCUGAUGCCUCUGGUCCCAUUGAUGGAGGUCCCGGGAUGUUUAUUAUAGGAUGUGGAUGUGGUGCUGAGGUCCCAGGCACUUGAAAGCAGCAGUAAGCCUACUCCCUCCAAUCAUUAGCCUCCUUGGGGCUUGUGCAGCCCACAAGUACAUAUUAGUACAAGUCAAAGGGACAACAGACAAAGCCUCGGAUUUCUUACUUGAGCAGGCAGGAGGAAGUGGGGUGCCUCCCUGCCUCAAAGAGGAGCUUUGUUUGGCGCACGUGGGAAGGCAGGAUAUGACAAGGUUCUAUCCCUUCCUUAUAUGACUCAGAAGUACACUCACAAAGCCAGAUGCCUUGUCUGGUCUUCCUAUUUGCAGACGUCUAGCCCCCUUGCUGAAAAGUCCCUUGUGCUUUUUUAAUGUUCCUUUACACUGACCCACAUCAUCAGCAUUGUCCUCAAAAUCAUAUACUUUCCUGAGGAACUCGAGCACCUUGUUCUUUUCUAGCGGCCAGAAUAGGCAGAAGAGAGAACAUUCCCAGCCUCUGAUCACCAGUGUGAAUAAAACCUGGGACCCUGCUUACGGGUGACACAAAGCCACUCAUACUCAUUGGCAAAUCCCUAUACGGAAACCCAAGGUGGCCCAAAGUUGUGAGCAAUCAUUAUGAAGAAGCGGCUUCAAGGCCUCUGGUUUCCCUCUCCAAGUGGCGAGGGCCCCAUGAGGAAGAACUUGGUGUGGACUUGAGUGGCCAAGCACCCAGACGAGGACAUGAUCAAAGCUGACCUUUCUUACUGUAGUGCUUUGCUGUUAAGUAGCCCCAGUACUGUAUCUGCAUUUAUCUUUUGUUCAUCUACUUCCACUUUUCACUUACAUACAGUAUUACAUAGUAGAGGAAAAUGGGGAAAUGCAAGUGAACUCAACUUUAUUCUCUCUGCUAUGUGUAUGUAUUGAGGCGCCCUGGAGGCGCAGUGGGUAAGCCCUCCGCUGCUAACCUCAAGGUCGGUAGUGCAAGCCCAUCCGCCGCCCCAGUGGAGAAAGAGGUGGUGUCUGCUCUGGUAACGAUUUGACAGCCCUGGAAACCCACGGCACAGUUCUACUCCGUCCUUGGGUUGAGGCAAAUGGGAGCAGGCUUCCCGGCCUGGGGUUUAGGGUUCCAUAUAUGUAUGCCUGCACUUUUCACUUGGCUUCUGUUAAAGAGAGUCACAAAGGGCUUCUGAAUAUCAUUUUUGAAUUGAGAAUAAAAUAUUGAAUAAGCAAUCCUGUGAUUCACUAAUUUGUUUCAUCUGAAUUAGGAUUAUGAAUCAAAGGGAAUGACUUUGUAUCUUAGCCAUUUUGAUUUGAGGUAAUUCAGAAUAUAAAAUGAUUACACAUCGUAAUGUCUCCCAACCCUUACACGUGGAUAUUUUCUAAGUGGACUUGUAUGCUGAUAAUUCUAGACCAAAGUAAAUAUGGCAGAAUAUUUAUACAUAAAAAAUAAUUUUUCAAAUAUUUUCUAUAAUGGUAUUAUUCGUUUAAAAUGUUGAUAGCUUGUGUUAGUUUCAGGGAGGGUGUAUAUUUUGAUAAAAAAAACUUGACUUUGUAAUUCUGUAUAUUCUAUACAAUUUAUAGCAGAGCCAUUUGAAGACAAGCUUGUCACAUUUUUGUUUGUUAAUUGUGGAAAAUUUUAUUAUGAGUGAUGUUUAAGUAUGCAUUGAGUACAUAACAACCAACUAGAAUUCCAGUAAGUGUAAUCAGUGAACAUACGGUAUGCUGUAUAAGAUAUAUUGUAAUCUGCUGUUUUAGCAUCUGUAUUUUGGUUAGCAGAUAUGAAAUGCAGAUGUUAAUGAUUGGAAAAGUCUAAUUUUAUUUUUAGAAAUAAUAUAAAUUUGUUUUUUGCUUGAUUAAAAUAGCUUAUUCCUA
Molecule: messenger RNA, 7520 nt
Organism: Echinops telfairi (small Madagascar hedgehog)
Lineage: Eukaryota; Metazoa; Chordata; Mammalia; Afrosoricida; Tenrecidae
Gene: ZBTB38
Product: zinc finger and BTB domain containing 38
Exons: 3
Coding region: 1037-4627 (1196 amino acids)
Biological process (GO): negative regulation of transcription by RNA polymerase II; regulation of cytokine production; regulation of immune system process
Molecular function (GO): protein binding
Source: RefSeq, a predicted model, not a curated record